This is a messenger RNA of Beta vulgaris subsp. vulgaris (sugar beet), 1534 nucleotides long. Its product is annotated as cationic peroxidase 1. NCBI's taxonomy places the organism in Eukaryota, Viridiplantae, Streptophyta, Magnoliopsida, Caryophyllales, Amaranthaceae. Gene Ontology annotation, biological process: response to oxidative stress; hydrogen peroxide catabolic process. The transcript is spliced from 4 exons. Bases 393 to 1412 code for a protein of 339 amino acids. The record is from RefSeq and is a predicted model, not a curated record. Gene Ontology annotation, molecular function: peroxidase activity; heme binding.
CUUGAAUUUUAGGAAAGAGGGAGACUGGAGGGUGUCUGGCUUGUAAUGAGCCUCUGGAUGCGGUUCCUGUACGAGAGCUCCCAGUUGAUUUCUUCUUACCAAUUUUAAAUUUUUUUUUUAAAUGUAUUUUUUGUCAGCUUCUAGACCAAUACGUUCUGCUUGGUAUUUCGCAGACCUAAUAUAUUCUUCUAGAAAAUUGACUAGAAUUGUUCACACUAGGCUCGCACUUUAUCGUUGUACCCUAUAAAGUACAUGAAUCCAUACUCCUUUUAUACUAAGCCGAUGACAAUUCACAAUCUCUUAGAGGAGAAGUUAUAAUAAAGUCCUCGCCUUACCUUAAUACUUUUCCAUCUAAAUCAUAAUCACAGGCAUAUAUUCAAACUUGACGAAACAUGGCUUCCUUCUCAACAUCUUACAGUUUUAAGCUUCAAAGUUGCUUCAUCUGGCUAGUAAUUGGAGCAGCUUCAGCUCAAUUAUCACCAAAUUUUUAUUCAAGUUCGUGCCCAAAUGCGCUCUCAACAAUCCAAUCUGCUGUGAACAAUGAGUCUCGCAUGGGGGCGUCCUUGCUUCGGCUUCAUUUCCAUGAUUGCUUCGUUAAUGGAUGUGAUGGUUCACUUUUGCUCGACGAUACUGCAAAUUUCACAGGAGAAAAAACAGCAAUACCCAAUCUAAAUUCUGUGAGGGGUUUUGAAGUCAUCGAUACCAUAAAAUCUCAAGUUGAGAAUGUAUGCGCAGGUGUUGUGUCUUGCGCAGAUAUUCUAGCAGUUGCUGCUCGAGACUCAGUAGUUGCUCUUGGUGGACCAAGUUGGACUGUGUUAUUAGGGAGAAGAGAUUCGACUACAGCAAAUAUAAGUGCAGCUAAUGCAAUUCUUCCUGCUCCAACUUUGAAUAUCACCCAGCUCAUUACAUUGUUCUCAGGCCUAGGCUUUACUAACCAAGAUUUGGUUGCUUUAUCAGGUGCGCACACUAUAGGCCAAGCAAGAUGCACUACAUUCAGAUCUCGUAUCUAUAACGAGACUAACAUAAACUCGACAUUUGCAACAUCUUUGCAAGCAAAUUGUCCAAGUAGUGGAGGGGACAACAACACUUCACCACUUGACAAAACCCCAACUACAUUCGACAAUACCUACUUCAACGAUUUGUUGACAUUACAAGGUGUUCUUCACUCCGACCAAGAAUUGUUCACUGGAAAUAAUGGAACCACAGAUUCACAAGUCUCAUCUUAUGGGUCGAAUUCUACGACGUUCUUCGCCGAUUUUGCUAGUGCAAUGCUGAAGAUGGGUAACAUGAGUGUUCUUACUGGAACAAGUGGAGAAAUUCGAACUAAUUGUAGGAGGCCUAACACUGCUUCGUCGAACUUGGCUGAAAAUUACAACAUUUUCGAUAUAGUCACGUCUCUUUUCGAUAUGUAAUAAUGUAAGGAAUUAAGGGGGUUGGGACCGAAAGAACAAUAAGAGUGUGUCUUAUUUGUGAUCUUGUUCUUAAUAUUAAUGAUAAUGAAAUAAGGAGAACUAGAGAGUGCUUUGCUAUAUCU